Molecule: messenger RNA, 4903 nt
Organism: Apis mellifera (honey bee)
Lineage: Eukaryota; Metazoa; Arthropoda; Insecta; Hymenoptera; Apidae
Product: max-binding protein MNT
Exons: 8
Coding region: 1810-4140 (776 amino acids)
Biological process (GO): regulation of transcription by RNA polymerase II
Molecular function (GO): protein dimerization activity; RNA polymerase II cis-regulatory region sequence-specific DNA binding; DNA-binding transcription factor activity, RNA polymerase II-specific
Source: RefSeq, a predicted model, not a curated record
GACAGCGUGCCCUCGGGCGACAAGGACAGAGUGUCGCGGGUGACUGGAGGCAGUUCUCGUGCGAACGGAGAUGUCACGGAAAGCGGUGGCGGAGGACCGAGAGGAGAUUGGUCGGCAUCGCUGCCGCCGUCGCCACUGGCGGCGUGCACGGGUCGGCGAGGUGGGGUAAGGGAAUAGGGGAUCGUCAUCCUCAGGUUGGAGGCGGUGGCACUUACGUUUAGACUUCAGUCGGCACCCGCGACUCACGCGGUUAUGAGUUUCCUUCGUUUAUCGAUUUAUCCACGCAAUCGUCCGAUCGGUAUACAAGUGAUCAAUCAUUAUUUCGUCCGAUCAGUAUACACAUUUAUACGUCUUACUUAUCGACCGAUGAUCGAUUUACAAAAUCAUUCGAUGACUGCUACGACGCGACUACAUUUCCACAUCGAUUGAUAUGUUACAGUUUUUUUUUUUCUAUUUCACUUGAAGAAUACAUCGUGUAAUAUCGAUUCGAUUUGUGAAGUCAUAUAUACAAGAAGUUAGACCGUCUGUUAGAUACGCAAAAGGUCGCUGGUCGAGGUUGCAGGCACACCGAUAUUCAAGACGCAGCAUUAUCAUUUUUACGAUUACACAAAUCGAACGAGAGAAACCACAUUGCGUUUUAGGAUAGUGUCAUAUACGAUUUUAUAAAUUUUUUUACACGUUAUCUCGAAAAAUUGUUCUUGAAGAUAAAUCGGAAAAUUUAUUUUAUUAUCGACGAUAUUGCUUCGAGGGCAUUGAGAUCCGACACGAUCGAUCGAAUAGAAUCGAAGAAUAUAUCCAUUUCGUGACAUUUAAAAUUCAUAAAGCGAAAUCUUCGCAACGUUUAAAAAAGGAUUUCCAUAUUGGAAUUGUGCAUGUCAAGUUUUGAAUAUAUCGAAUCGAGAUCGAAUGUACAAGAGGAAUUGUCAGAAGCAACAUCGCGCACAAAGUAUCGGGAGUGUUUCGAAAGUUCUAAUUUUUUUUCCUGCCGGUAUAAACAGCGACAUCGUCGUGUUCACUUGUCGUAACCGUUUCCCCUCCCUGUGUGAAACUGUGACGCAGCCCUCUCUCCUUUCCACGCGCUUCGCAUUCCCGGUCGUUUCCACUUCUUUUCGACGGACCACUCGGUUCGACGUGUCCUGGACGACAAUUUUAUCGGUCAUCGAAAGGCUAUGCGUCCACAACGAUUCGACCGUCAGCCAACCACGUCUUUAUCUACCUCGUGCACACGAAUGAUGUUUCUCGAGUUUUUCGACGAGAAGACGCGUGUCCCUUAAGGAGAAGCUCAACGACGUUGUUAAUCGUGUGCACUAUACCGAUCGAAGUUCCUAUCGAAGAAAGUUCCCAAGCCCUUUAUUAUUGGAAAAACUAUCGUUAUUAAUUACGCCAUACUUCUUUUUCGUCACACACACACACACGAUAUCUAGUUUCUUGGUUAUAAACAGACGAGAAGAUAUCGAUAGAAGGAAACACGAUCUUGCCAUUGUCGCAAAAAUUCAAUUGGGUUUUAUGAAGCAUCAUCGACAAUCCGGGAUUACAGAGUUGGAAGAGAAUAGCAAAUGGAUAUAGAAAUCGUUCUUUAGACGUGUUGAGGAGAAACGAGACUUGGGGAAAAAAGAAAGAAAGAAAGAAAGAAAGAAAGAAAGAAAGAAUCGAGUGUGUGUAUAUAUCGGUGUACGUAUAUCUGUAACGGUUAGUACAAGCGUGCGCUCGUUUUUUUGCCCUCCCUUUCUUCUUUUUUCGUUCCUUCGACGCGUGUUCGUGCGACAGAGAGCAACGGUGUGUGUGUGUUCGCGAGUGAUCGUCAAGAACAUGGGAGUUCUGUUGGUAUCGGAUGGCACAGCGGCGGUUCAACCUCGUAUGAAUUUGAACACUGUUAAAGCUGCGGGAGCGCAGCGUGCGAUCGACGUUGGUAACGAGACGAAUAACAAUGUAAACGGCCUGAGAGACGCGAAUAGUCCGAUGCCGACGCAGGUCGUCGGUAUAAUCAACGUGGUCAACGACGAGCCGGUGCGCAGCUGGAUGCCACCUCCACCUAAGAAAAAAUGGAUACGACAUUAUCUGCUCGAGGAGGAGCCGUUGGAAAAUAAUAGGACGAAUGGGAAUCACACGGCGAGCUCCCGAGGUAGCCCCGUGAUCUCGAGCACGCGAGUAACGCCACCCUCGGCGAGCGCCAACUCGGCUCAUCUGACCGCCCUGCACUCCGCGUCGCACCACCACCACCACCUAUCUCAUCACCAACAGCAGCAGCAACAACAACCGGCGCAGCAGCAACAACAGCAGCAACUGCAACACCAACAACAGCAGCAACAACAACAACAACAGCAACAGCAGCAACAUCACCAUCACCAUCACCAUCACAACAAUCACAACAGUACCCAUAAUCCUUACGUGGAAAAUCAUAAUUCGAAUCACGCGCAACAGAAUGCUGGCAAUCUCGUCGUCGACGUUGAACCGAGCCACGACAAUAAGAAACAUCGAAAUGGACCGUGCGUAAUCCGUUCUGGCACCAGAGAAGUGCAUAACAAAUUGGAGAAAAAUCGAAGGGCACACCUGAAAGAAUGCUUCGAAUUGUUGAAGAGACAGCUUCCCUCGCAAGAAGAGAAAAAAUCCUCGAAUCUUUCGAUUCUUCAUGCUGCGAUCAGGCAUAUACACAUGUUGAAAAGGAAGGAACGUGAUUAUGAGCACGAAAUGGAAAGGCUUGCCAGAGAAAAAAUUGCUGCUCAACAGAGAUUGUUAGCUUUGAAGAAAGAACUUGCUGCUACGUGGGAUCAUAUUGAUUUUAAUACUCUUUUACCAGAACAGAAUUCGGUUGCCGAUAUAACGGCCACGAGAAGUGUUUCAGAAAACAUGGAGGUUGAUGUGACUGGGCUUGCUCGGGGUGGUACAAGGUAUAGUAGUACCAGCAGUCUGAGCAGCGCAGCCACGGUCAGUUCACCACAGACACUUCAAACCACUAGUACGACUUCCAAUAUUCAUAAUCAAGUUGCCACCGCAGCUGUAGUUUGCCAAACGCAAGGAAUGAAUCUUGCACCAAGCUCUAGGGAAAGUCCACCUACGAGUUCAAGUCCUGGAUCAUCCGCACCUAGCAUUCCUACUCCGGCACAGGAGAAAGUUAAUACUUCACCAACGGGUAUAGUACAGCAGCCGCACCAGCUGCACUUACCGAUCAACGCUCAGAUAUUGAACACGAGUCAAGGUUUACCAACUAUCGUCCCAACGCUUCAACACAUCGGGCCGAGUUUGAGGGUGAUACCCGGUGACACAAGGCAACUUCUGGUUACUCACACAGCUGGCAAUAACGAGUCCAGGCCGCUCACGUUAGCUGUGCAAAACUCGUCGGAUCAAUCGAGGCCGCUCAUUGCCGUGCAAUCGAACACUGGAAGUGAGCCAAGGCCCGUAGCGCUGGUCGUUCACUCGUCCACGGCCAACGACAACAGGGUAACGAUCGUGCAUUCUAAUCUAUCCAACAACGACAGGCCGUUGGCCCUAGCCGUGCAGUCGUCCGCCAAUGACGUCAGGCCAGUUACAUUUGUGCACUCUGCAAACGAGGGAAGGCCGUUAGUUCUUGCUGCGCAUUCUCCUGCAUUGAAUGUGUCAAAUGCUCAAACAAGGAUAAGAGCGGGAGAUGCGCAAACCACGCAUAAAAUGGUUGGUGGUGUGACAUUGGUAGGCGGAAACGGAUCAGAAUUGACCAGACUUCCCGGUGGCGCUGAAUUAAACAUACUCCCUGCAAAUGGAUUGACGUUGAGCCACACAGGUGUGUCGCUUCAAACCGCGACGGGUAAACCAGGUUCGACAGUGAUGCAAAACGCUCCGUCCACAGAGGGUAUAGCUCACAUCGUUGGCCCGCACACACCCCUUUCCGGCCUCACGCCGAUCGUCACUCCGAUGACAGUUGUUUCCCAAGGAAACCAAGUGACCGCUCAUAUACUGGCCCCCUCCAGCCUUGCCGGCAAAAUGAUAACCACCCCAAUUUUAAAAUCUGUGGCGCAAAUGCCGAUCGUGAACGCUCAGUAUAUCAACACAACCACCCUGGUGAAGCCUGUUGUUGUCGUCAGCUCACCGUCAACCACGUCCACGCCCCAAUCGACGACGGCUUCCAGUACGCAACCCUCCUCGACCACGCAUUCGACCGUCUGACAGAAUCAAAGGAAAGUGAAACUAGCUUGAUUUGAAAUGGCUAGCGUAUUUUUCUGCGUAUCGAAGCACGAAAUUGCGGAGAUUAUCGGGAUAUCGGUACAGAUAUAUUUGUUUUGUUAUUAUUAUUAUUAUUAUUAUUAUUAUUAUUUAACGCGUGUAUCAGGAUCAACACGCGAUCGAUACACAAUUGUGUUGUUGAUGGGAGAUAAAAUGUAAAAAAAAAAGAAAAGAAAAAAAAAAAAUACGGCAAAUUACGGCAAGAAUUAUAUGGAAUUAUAUGGAGGAGAAGAAUGAGAGGAGAAUUCUGCCCGUCACGACUGCUAUUCCCGACAUCAUCGAAGGAGAAUUUCUUAUAUUUUUUCUGAAACUUCAAUUGCGUUCCUUCGUGUUUUCAAUUUUGAAUUGUUUAUGCUCUUUUUUUUUUUUUAAAGAGCGAGAGAGACGACUGAGAUGUAAAGGUGUUAAAAAUGCCGUUGCUCAACUCGUGCAUGAUUUGUACCUUUGGAAACUGGUACUCUUGAGAGAUUAGUACUUAUCAGAGGGGUAAAGUUUUUUUUUUUUUGGAAAUUGGAACAGACGCAAGCGUCAUAAAAAUUAAAUAUCGAUUAUUAAUGAGGCAGCUUCGAAUGAGAAUAAAAAUUUUCCUUUCCUGGAAGGAACCACGUUGAUGAUGAAAUUUCUUCAAUGUGUGAGCAUUUAAUAUCCAUUUUGUAAAUUCGAAAGUUUCAAUGGUUUAUUCGAUGAAUUAUUUUUUUUUUUUUUU